Didymodactylos carnosus is the source of this 1236-nucleotide messenger RNA. NCBI's taxonomy places the organism in Eukaryota, Metazoa, Rotifera, Eurotatoria, Philodinida, Philodinidae. The record is from the annotation of a GenBank genome assembly.
AUGGGACACCCGUUAGUUGUUCGCCCACCGCCUGCAACUCGUUCACUUCGUCGAUUACCACGACGACAACGAAUAAUUGUACAACACCAACAAGAAAAAGAGAAGAAAAAGGGUCGUUGGCGUUAUUGGGGUAAAGUAACAAAAAUUCUGUCAGCUAUUCUGGUACCAACGAUGAUUGCAGCAUUUACAAUUGUCACAACUAUUCAACAACGGCGCAUAAGUGAAGCAAAUCGUGAAAAAGAUAUUCAAAUUGCGGAUUAUCAACUAAAACAAGCAACACAACUGAAUGAACAAAAUCGUUUAAAAGACAUGGAAAUAGCUAAUAUUAAAGUAACUCUCGAACGACAAAUAGCGGAAGAAAACAGAGAAAAAGAUUUACAAAUAGCGAACAUUACAGGUCACAUAGAUUUCAAAUUAAAAAAACUUAAUAGAAAACGAUUACAUUUUUCUCGUUUUCGAGGUGCUUUGGAAAGACAAAUAGCUGAACAAAAUCGUGAGAAAGAUAUCCAAAUAGCGAACAUUAAAGCGGCACUGGAACGACAAAUUGCUCAUGAUAAUCGUGAAAAGGACAUUCAAAUAGCACAUAUUAAAGCAGCACUAGAACGACAAAUUGCUUAUGAUAAUCGGGAAAAAGAUUUACAAUUAGCUGAUGAUAUUGAAAAAUCAACAAUAUUUAAUUCAUAUUUACAAGAUAUAUCUAAUUUAUUAUUAAAAAAUGGUUUAAUUAUUUAUGAUCUCGGUUCCUUGGUCAUGGCUCGUGCUAAAACAUUAAUGAUUUUAAGACAAAUCGAUUCAAAACGAAAAAGAUAUCUGAUACAGUUUUUAUAUGAAUCAUCAAUUAUUGUUUCAAGCGCACUGGCCGAUUAUCAACAAAUUUUAUCGUCAUCGUAUGCGCCAAAUGAGUGUCAACUGCCGCCAAUUGUUCCAAAUGAAAUGGUUAAUGUAGGUGAAACAAUGAUUAGUAGCAAUCAAACAUUGGAUAUGCACGGUGCAGAUUUAAGUAAUUUAGCAUUUCACUCACAUUCGAAACAAAUGCUAUCGGGUAUUAAAUUAGCCGGUGCCGAUUUUCUCAAUGCUUCAUUCAUUCGUAUCACACUCAAAUGGUCUGAUUUUAGUCGUUCAUCACUUCUAAACGUUUCCUACAUCAAUAGCAAUCUAUCUUAUUCAUUAUUUCGUUCGGCUUCCGUAGUCGAUUCAUUAUUCAAAAACUCGGAUGUCCGUCGUUCAAAAUUUCAU